Molecule: messenger RNA, 2165 nt
Organism: Oryzias melastigma (Indian medaka)
Lineage: Eukaryota; Metazoa; Chordata; Actinopteri; Beloniformes; Adrianichthyidae
Product: zinc finger protein 501-like
Exons: 2
Coding region: 143-1225 (360 amino acids)
Biological process (GO): regulation of transcription by RNA polymerase II
Cellular component (GO): nucleus
Molecular function (GO): RNA polymerase II cis-regulatory region sequence-specific DNA binding; DNA-binding transcription factor activity, RNA polymerase II-specific
Source: RefSeq, a predicted model, not a curated record
CGAGCAGGAGCUCUGUCGUCAGCGCAGACUGCUGGAGCUCCACCACAUAGUCCUCCCCCAACAUUGGCUGACUGAAGAGGAAGAUCUCUGCAACCAGCAGAGAAAUUUCCGAGUGGAACAGAAGGAACUAAAACCUACACGGAUGAAAGAGGAACAGGAGGAAGGACAAGAUCCACAGAUUGAAGAGGAACAAGAAGAACUCUGCAUCAGUCAGAAUGAGGAUAUGCUUAAUCUGAAGCAGGAGACUGAUUUCUUGUUGGAGAUUCCUACUUCUGAGGAACAUGAAGCAGAUCCGAAUCCUCAGCUUAGCUUUGAUGUAACUGAUCGUCAGGAUGAAGAGUUGCUUGAUCUGAAACAGGAGAUUGAUACUUUGAUGGAGAUUCCCAUUACUGAGGGAAUUGAGAACAGUGAAGCAGAUCUAAACAAUCAGCAGAGCUUUGAUGAUAGUCAGGAUGAAGAAGGAAACCAACAUGAAGAAUCAACAUCAACUCCAGAUGAAGAGACAGACCCACAGAACAGAAUCAACUCUCACAUGUCAGAAGGUCAGUGUGACUCUGAUGUUAGAAAAAACUUCAAGACGGAAACUUUGGUUAAAGAACACAAGAAUUCUCCAAAAAGAAAAAGACCUUCCAAUAUACAGUUUGAUGAAAGAACAAAAGUUGCAAACAGUGUAAAUGUAAAGAUGAAAACUGAAUCUGAUGAAAAAUCUCAUAUCUGUAAAGAAUGUGGUAAAAUAUUUAAUCACUUGUCUCAGGUCAAAACACACAUGAGAAGCCAUACGAUAGGGAAGCGAUUUUCUUGCAAAGAAUGUGAUAAAACUUUUAGUCAAAAAUUUAAUCUCAAUAUUCAUGUGAGAACUCACACAGGAGAGAAGCCUUUUUCUUGUACAGAGUGUGAUAAAAGUUUUAAUAAUCCAAAAAGUCUCAUACCACACAUGAGAAUUCAUACAGGAGAGAAGCCCUUUUGUUGUAAAGAAUGUGAUAAACGUUUUAAAGAAUUAGGCCACUUGAAAAGACACAUGAAAACCCAUACAGGAGAAAAGCCCUUUUCAUGUACAUUAUGUAAUACACGUUUUACUCAAAGAUCUAGUCUCAAAACACACAUUGUGAGACUUCACACUGGAGAGAAGCCUUAUUCUUGUAAAGAAUGUGAUAAAAGUUUUAGUGAUCUAUUUUGUCAGAACUCACACAUGAGGACUCAUGAAAGAAAAGCUGCUUUCUUGUAAAGAAAUUGGUAGACGUUCUAGUCAAAUAUCUGGAAUCAUGCAUGAGAACUCAGACAGGAGUGAAGUCCAUUUUUGUCAAAUCUGCAAAAAAGGUUUUGGUCAAAUGUCUAAUCUCAAAGCACACAUGAGAACUCAUAUAAAAAAGGAGGCUUUUUCUAGUCUAACAAUUAAGUAAUAAUUCUCAACUUAAGAAACAGUAAAAUUGUAGGAUUAAAUCAGGAUCAGCUUUAACUGAAUAAAAAACAGAUUGUAAAUUUAAUUUAAAUAUACUUUUACCAAAGUAAAAUUAAGACCAAUACAAAAAGUCACAAGACAUUAUUUGCUGCAAGUUAACUGGAAAUUUUGCAUACACGAUGAAGACAAAUCAAAUUUAACCAGACAAACUGAGCUUUUACUACAUGAACACAAACAGACUCCAUACUACAGCACAUCAAUGCAAUAGUUCAGCUAAAAGAAGGCAGAAGUGAGUAUAGAAUACAAUGAAAUGAAGGAUUCUUACGCGCAAACUGACAUCUUGUUUCCUGAUAUAUUAUUGAAAAACACUUUUUUGAAAUUGAUUCACAUUUCAAUGUAUGUACAAUAGGUUUCACUGUUUAAAAUGAUUUAAUCUUCAUCUACUUAAUGACUUACUCCUGGUUGUAGUGUAUGAUGAUACAAUGUGUAUGUUGCCAUGACGGCACUAGAAGUAUUUUGUAUUUAACACUUUUUCAAGUGGUAGUUGAACGUUUCUUUGUUGUUUAAAAAAAGUAGUGACUGCCGUCUAUAUUUUUUGGGUCAUGUGAGCAAGUAAUUUCUUUUAGGAUUUUUUUUUUCCAGAAAUGUAAAUAAAAGUGAAUAUAGAAAUUGGCUGAAGAUCUAGUAGAUGUUAAACUGUUCUAUUUAAUUUUCAGUGUUCUAUUCUAAUAUUUGCUGUGAACAAUAAAGUGGAUGUGAACAUCAA